Cladophialophora immunda is the source of this 2004-nucleotide messenger RNA. RefSeq lists its product as uncharacterized. The transcript is spliced from 2 exons. The record is from RefSeq and is a predicted model, not a curated record. Bases 105 to 1415 code for a protein of 436 amino acids. NCBI's taxonomy places the organism in Eukaryota, Fungi, Ascomycota, Eurotiomycetes, Chaetothyriales, Herpotrichiellaceae.
CUUCCAGCGUGUUAUUCUUUUCCUGCACGGCGUCUCGGCGUAUCAUCGCUUUUACCUGUUGUGGUUCUUUGUACAUGAUGUGAAACGCCCUCCCACCUUGCACCAUGGCACCCGCGUCUUUGUCCAGCACUGCUUCUGACACUUCCAUCCCUGCCGCAGAGGACUUGUUCAGCGAUGAAUCCGACUUCCACGGGAGCUUGGAAACCAGGACGACAUACAACAAGCUAGCCGCAUCAUACAAUCCCCAGAAAUAUUGGGCCGUCCAUGAAUGGAACACCCAGGUGGCUGCCGCGAGAGGGAGGAAAGCGAGGCACGAAGCCGCCGCCCGACAGCGCGCGAAGCUUGCACUGCGGAAACAACGGGAGGCCGAACCGGCGCCAGAUGAUGGCCCAGCGCCCCAGCAGCAGACGGAACGGCAGAUCAGGGCGGAUUUGCAGGGAGAUGGAGACAGGGUGAUGAAAGUCGACGCGAAAGUCAGUACCUCCGCAGGCCAUGAAGAACCUGACACCGGGGUCGCCGAUAUCGAACAAGACGAGUCGCGCAAGCCACAGAACUUCUAUGAGGGUCUCCCAUCCGCCAAACAGCUCUCGGAGUCUGUCCCCGACUUCCUCGCCCGCCUGCCUCCUUCGACCACCACUCCUGUCGCCGCUGGGGGCCAACCGUGGAUCUGGAUCGCCAACCCUUACCCUCCCCCUGGCAAACGCUCCCUGGGACAGGCAGGAAACGCGAGUUCCGACCCCGAGUCCGGUGACGGUGAUAGAGCCACGUUCCGCCAACUCGGGACGCGUCUUCUGGAAGGAUAUCUCUCGCGCAAACGUGAAGCCGAGUCUCAGAACCCCGGGAAAGCGGCCGGGGCCAUCACGCGCAUGCUCCGUCCCGAUCGCUUGCAGUUGGAAACGGACAUCAGGGAGUUGGCCACAUCCCAGCGUGUCACGGCAGGGAAGUGGAUGCUCUUCCCGCGUGAGGAGGAAGUCGACUCAGUCUGGGCGGUUGUUGCGCGUGCCGUGUGGGAGGGCAAGUUGGGCACCACGGCCAAGGUGGCGACCGCCAAGGCAGAGGAAGGGAUGAUGGUCGUCGAUGAUCAUGACGGCGGCAGCGGCACGAGAGACAGAGGUCUCAGACUGAUAUGCAUCUACACCCGGGACUUCUCCGACCAAGCAGAUGUCAAGCGCGUGCUGCAGGCUCUGAAGGAUCUCGGCCUGCUCAACCUCGCCGGACCCGGCGGCGCCGGGACGAAUCCUGCGCUCAAGACCAUCUACUACAAAUGCGACGCCUACACGCACCUCGACCUGAGCAGCGGGAACGAGUACAAGUUGCGCGCGAGCAUGUACUCGUCCCGCGACCUGUUUCCGGAGUGGUACCCCGGUGGCGCCAGUGCCGGUACCGGUUCUAGCAGAGGGUACGGAUAUCAGUGACAGGAUAAGAGCAAAGAGAGAGGCGGUGUGCUGAAGAGGAGCCAAAUAACCGUGGCACAAAACAAAAGAGAGCAAAUCGAGUCUCUGCAGUCCAGGAACUUGUCUGGUGUCGAUUCAAGUGAGAUGGAGAUGGAGAUGGAGAUGGAGAUCUGUGUGCGUUGCUUUUCGUGCGAUGGAUCACGGAUGGAUGCGUGGAUGGAUGGACGGAUGGUAUGUUGGUUGCACGGCGUUCGCCGAGGGACAAUAUGUACACACAUCAUCCCUCAAGAUGCCUCGCUACCUACCUAGGAGUCUAUCUGCGGAGGUGGAGAUGGAGAUAAGAGCUGUGUGAUGUACUGGUCAAGAUUGCAGUGUGUUGUUCUUGUUCUUCCGUGUGGCUACCACUACCACUACUACUACCACCGACACGCCGCUGAUGAUGAUGAUGAUGAUGAUGAUGAUGAUGAUGAUGAUGAUGAUGAGAUCGCUCAUGACAAUCGGGACGUGACAAGAUUGUCUGCUGGUCGUUACGCUGUGGCGAUACCGUGUGUAUAGCGAAGCCAUCCAAGCGCACAUGGAGAGAAAUCAAGGAGAAAGAGGCGUCGGGGUG